Brassica oleracea var. oleracea is the source of this 660-nucleotide messenger RNA. Its product is annotated as glutathione S-transferase T2-like. Lineage: Eukaryota; Viridiplantae; Streptophyta; Magnoliopsida; Brassicales; Brassicaceae. The transcript is spliced from 2 exons. The record is from RefSeq and is a predicted model, not a curated record. Bases 1 to 660 code for a protein of 219 amino acids.
AUGGAUCCUAAUCAAAGCCAGUCCUCUGGCUUUAUAAACUUACUAAACAGCCAACUCCCUUUUGAUCAACACCGAACUCAGUUUCUGAUUUUUUCACCUGCACCACCUGCACAAACUGUUGGAGGAUCUGCUUCACCUACACAAACUGUUGAGGACCGUAAGCAAAGGUGGGGGAAGAUAAAUGAAGGAGUCUGCAAGUUUGUGGGGUCAUUUGAAGCUGCCACAAAACAGAGGAGUAGUGGCCAGAAUGAAGAUGACGUCUUGAAAGCGGCACAUGAGAUAUUCUUCAACGAUUACAAUGUGAAGUUCUCAUUGGAACAUGCGUUGAGGGAGCUUAGGAAUGAUCAGAAAUGGUGUGGGACUCAAGGAACUAGUCAACAAAUCUCAGGUUCAAAAAGAAAGAGGGUGGGGGAAGAACAAUCUUUUCAGUCAUCAGCCUCUAUGCCAAGUGUUAAUGGGGAUGAUGAAGCUAUGGAUAGGCCUAUUGGUGUUAAAGCUGCAAAGGCGAAGGCUAAAAGGCCAGUGGGAGAAGAUCAGAAGAUUGCGCAUGGGUUUAAGGAUAUGAUGGAGAUGAUGAGCAAGGACUUAGCUUUCAAGGAUAAGCUUAGCAACAAGAAGCUGCUUGACAGUUUGAUUGAAAAAAAAAGAGCCACUUACUGA